This is a messenger RNA of Acanthosepion pharaonis, 1149 nucleotides long. The record is from the annotation of a GenBank genome assembly. NCBI's taxonomy places the organism in Eukaryota, Metazoa, Mollusca, Cephalopoda, Sepiida, Sepiidae.
AUGGUCUUCGUGAUAUCCAGACAGGAAAAUGCCCGGGUAGGAAAUGGCAUCCACAUAUCUGAUAGACGAAACGCAUUUUCAUUUAUACUGGCUUUCUUUCUUUCUUUGUCUUUCUUUAUUUUAUUUUUAUUUCUUUUUUAUUUCUUCUUUCUUUCUUUCUUUGUCUUCUUUCUUUUUCUCUUCUUUGUCUCUCUCUCUCUCUCUCUCCUUUAUUCUUUUUCAUUUUCUUAUCCUUCUUUCUGUAUUUCUUUUUCUUUCUUCUCUUUCUUCCUUGGUUGCAUUCCUAAUGUCUUUCUUUUUUCUUUAUUUCAUUCCUUCCUUCCUUCUUUCAUUUCUUUCUUUUUUCUUUUUGUUUUGUCGUUUUCUUUGAUAUUGUUUCUUUUUUGUUUCUCUUUCUUUCUUUCUUUCUUUCUUUCUUUCUUUCUUUCUUUCUUGUUCCUCUUCUUUCCGUCUCUCCCUUUUCUCUACUUUAUUAUUUUCGUUUUUUAUUCUUCCUUCUACAUUCUUUUUUCUUUCCUUUUCCUUUCUUUCUUUUUAAUUCAUUCGUUGUCUUUAUUCUUCUUACCUGUUCUUUAUUCCUCUCUCCUUUCUUUCCUUUAUUCUUUUUCGUUCUUUUAUAUCCAUCUUUUCGCAUUUGUUUUUCUUUCUUUCUUUUACUUAUACUUCAUACAAAUUUCUUUCUUUUGUUUUCUUUCUUUGUCUCUUUUUUCCUUAUCUAAUUCUUUCAUUCCUUCUUUCUUUCCUUGUUUUUCUUUCUUGACAUUUUCUUUCUUUCUUUCUUUCUUUCUUUCUUUCUUUCUUUCUUUCUUUCAGAUAUUCUCCAUGUCUGCUCUCAUCUCUUUUCCUUUUCAUUCUAAUCCUCCUCUUCCUAUAAAUCUCAUCUCCCUCUCGCUCUCUGACUUAUUUCCUAAUCAAUCCGUUUUUUGUCUUCUCUCGCCUUUUUUUUAUUAUAUUCUUUUUUCUUUCUCCUUUUUAUUUUCUCACUCUUUCUUUAAUAUUUUUUCUGUAUCAAUUUGUUUAGAUUCGCAAUUUCUCCCUUUUGUCUUUUCCCAUUUUAUUACCUUUUUUUUAUUUAUUAUCUUUCCAUUCUCCUCGCUUUUUAUUUUCUCUCUCUCAUUCACACUUUUCUUCAUUCUCACUUUUUUUUAA